AACGCUCGUGCCGGACUCAUCAAGAGGAGGCAGCAGCAGGUUGGAGAUGUCGUGGUGUGAAGGCUCUGGAGGCAAGAUGACUGUAGUCAAGUUGCUUCUCUCCUUAUUGCUGCUACAAACACUUUCUGAAGCCUCUAAUCAGCCGCCUCGUUUCCAGAAUUACUUCUUCCAGUCGUUCCUGCUCAUCUAUGAGAACACACCAGUGGGUACAUCCAUUACCCAGCUGCAGGCGAUCGACCCGGACGGCGAGCCGUUGAUUUUCGGUGUGGUCGGGGAAGAGGCCAUGCGGUACUUCGCUGUGCAGGAGACCACUGGGGUUGUGUGGCUGAGACAGCCGCUCGACAGGGAGACCAAGUCAGAGAUGGAGGUGGAGUUCUCAGUCAGUGACAGUCAAGGG
Molecule: messenger RNA, 397 nt
Organism: Carassius auratus (goldfish)
Lineage: Eukaryota; Metazoa; Chordata; Actinopteri; Cypriniformes; Cyprinidae
Product: cadherin-23-like
Exons: 5
Biological process (GO): multicellular organism development; adherens junction organization; cell-cell adhesion mediated by cadherin
Cellular component (GO): adherens junction; membrane; catenin complex
Molecular function (GO): calcium ion binding; cadherin binding; beta-catenin binding
Source: RefSeq, a predicted model, not a curated record